Messenger RNA from Quercus lobata, 8547 nucleotides. RefSeq lists its product as uncharacterized. Gene Ontology annotation, molecular function: ADP binding; ATP hydrolysis activity. The record is from RefSeq and is a predicted model, not a curated record. NCBI's taxonomy places the organism in Eukaryota, Viridiplantae, Streptophyta, Magnoliopsida, Fagales, Fagaceae. Bases 1052 to 8326 code for a protein of 2424 amino acids. The transcript has 13 exons.
AUAGAUCAUAUCAUUUUAGUCGUACUCUGCUCCACUUUUCCAAAAAAGAAAAAAGAAAAAAAAAGUAGUUAAGUAUUUUAGGCUUCUCACCCCUGCUCUCAUUUACUGUAGCGAUUAUCCUUGAUCUGUGAAGUCAUAGAAGAAAAACCUAUAAAAAUUGUAGUGUGAAGGAGAGAGUUUAUUUGCUCUGUUUUACUUGUCAACUCUUCAUGAUUACAGCUACUCAGUACAGUGACUGUCUGAGUGGAAAACAAAUCAAGCUGUUCUGGAAUAGUUUGAUAUCCUAAAGAGAGAGUUUGUUUGCUCUAGUUUGCUUAUCAAGACUUGUAAAAUGAAGGGAAAAGAAGAAGGUAUUGCCAACGGUUAACGAUUACUACUACCCAGCACAUAGACUGUCCGAGUAUAAAACAAAACAAGCUGUGCUGGAAUACUCUGAUAUCCUAAAGAGAGAGUGUUGACUUGUCUAGCAUCUUGCUCUUCCAAGAUUCAUUCUUCACGCUCUACGUUUCAUUGCCCAACUUUGUAUUCGACAAGUCUAGUAACUGUUCAUUCGCUUUGCACUCUUAAAUCAGAGGAGUAAAGAGAGAACUAGGCCGGGCAUGACUGGAUGGGCUGGUGAAGCAAUUAACUUAGGUGUGAAAUUCAAGCUCUAAAGUUUGAUUGGUGUGGUUUGUCGGUGCACAUCCGAUUCACGACUGUUCAUACUUCAUGGUCGUUUUGCCAUCUUUACCAUACCUUUCUCCAAACUCUCUGCCUAAUCAUUUUCAAUUUUGGAGAAAGAGAGAUACGUGCUUCUGCUGGUCCCCAUUUUCACUUUGCUUAAGUUGGAUUCCUUUCCCAACUUCAUUCUAGUGGGCCUCUUUACUCCGGUCAUUGAAUAUCCCAAGGAGAGUGUAUUUCCUUGUUACUCCCAAUGGUUCAUACUCAUUGCAGAGUCUAGUUUUCUUUUUCUUGGUUUUGAGUUUGAGUUUGUGUCUACUUUCACACAUACGGAAAAAGAAAAGGGAGAAAAAAACCAGAAGGAAAAGAGGACAGAUAUAUUGAAAUAAGAAUGGAGAUUGUUAUUUCGAUUGCAGCAGAGAUAGCUAAGUGCUUAGUUGGACAGUGUCUAAGUCAAUCGUUUCUCUACUGCAACGACAUUCAAAAUAUGAAGAAAAAAGUAAAGAUGUUGGAUGCUGCUAGAGAUAAGGUACAAAAUUCCGUUGAUGCUGCUAUAAGAAGCACUGAAGAAAUUGAAAUUGAUGUUCACAAUUGGUUAGAAAAGGUAGAUGUGACUUUGAAAGAGGCCAAGGAAAUUCUGGAAGAUGAAGAAAAAGGAAAUACGAGAUCUUCCGGUGGGGCAUGCCUGAAAUUGAAGCAAUGUCGUCAACAAAGAAAGAAAGCAAAGAAAAUAGUACAAGAUAUCGAUGAUGCCCUAAAAACUGGCAAUUUUGACAGAGUUUCCCACCGUCCUGCUUCACAUGCUAUUUACGUGACCUUUGAGUCAAGAAUGUCAUCUGUGAAGGGACUUAUGGAGGCACUACGAGAUACUAAUAUCAACGUUAUUGGGGUGUGGGGGAUGCCUGGUGCGGGGAAGACUACAAUUGUGAACGAAGUUGUUUGGCAAGCCAAGGAAGAAAAGUUAUUUGACGAGGUCGCUAUUGCUGCUGUGAUGCAAAGCCCCGACUUGAGAAGAAUUCAAAUAGAAAUCGCGGACAUGCUAGAUCUGAAGUUCGAUGUGGAGUCUCUAGUUGUAAGAGCAAAUCAUCUACGAGAGAGGUUAAAAAGAAACAAGAAAGUACUUAUUAUCCUAGAUGACAUAUGGAAUAAACUUGAUUUGGAGGCGAUAGGAAUUCCUUGUAAUGGAUGUAAAAUAUUGUUGACAUCCAGAGAUAGAGAUAUAUUAUCUUGUGAGAUGAACACGCAAAAAAAUUUUGAGCUUGAUAUUUUAUCACCAGAUGAAGCAUGGAGUUUAUUUGAGAAGAUGGCAGGUGAUUCUCUCCAAGAUACUAAAUUGAGAUCCUUCGCACCGCAGGUAGUUGAAGUGUGUGCAGGUUUGCCUCUCGCACUUGUAACAGUUGCAACGGCAUUAAAAAAUAAGAGUUUGUUUGAAUGGGAGGAUGCCUUACAGCAACUAAGGAGGCCCUCCCCUGUGCACCUCACAGGAAUGCAAGCAGCUAUGUAUUCAAAAAUAGAGUUGAGUUACAAACAUCUUGGAAGUCCAAUGGUCAAGUCUUUCUUUUUGCUAUGUGGUCAAAUUGAUUCUACCAUUUACUACCGCGACUUGUUAAAAUACUGUUUCGGACUGUGUUUAUUUCCUAGCGUCUGUACAUUGGAAGAAGCUAGAAAUAAAGUAUCUACUCUGGUUCGGAACCUCAAAGACUCUUGUUUGUUGCUAGAAGACCCUCAUAUGAGGGAGUAUGUCCGUAUGCAUGAUCUUGUUCGUGAUGUCGCCAUACUAAUUGCCAAGGCUGAAAAUAUGUUCAUGAUGAGAUAUGAUGAUCCAGUAAAAUGGCCAGAUGAAGAUGCAUUAAAAAUGUGCACAUCAAUCUCUGUAUAUGCUAGGGAUAUCCAUGAACUUCCUGACAGGUUGGUAAGUCCGAAGUUAAAACUCUUUUACGUGGAUGGCAGAGAUCGAGAUUUUGAAAUUUCAGAUACUUGUUUUAAAGGAACGAGGGAGCUCAAAGUUUUAGAUUUGACUAAAAUGAGACUUUCAUCACUUCCUUCAUCAAUUAAUCUCCUCACAAACUUACAAACAUUGUGUCUAGAUGUAUGUGUUCUGAAAGAUGUUGCUGUGAUUGGAGGGUUGAAAAAUCUAGAAAUUCUUAGCCUCGCUCAAUCCAAAUUUACACAGUUGCCACAAGAAAUAGGUCUCUUGACUCAUUUACGGAUGUUGGAUUUGAGCAAUUGUACCGAACUUGAAGUGAUUCCACCCAACGUCCUAUCAAACUUGAAACAAUUAGAAGAGUUAUAUGUCUGUGAUAGCUUCACUCAAUGGGAGCUUGAAGGAGUGAACAAUGAAAGAGCUAGUCUGGCAGAGUUAAAGCAUUUAUCGUUGUUGACCACUUUAGAAGUAAAUAUUCCAAAUGCGAACAUGUUGCCAAAAAAUUUGUUGUUUAAGAAGUUGAAGAGAUACCAAAUAUUUAUAGGAGAUGUGUGGGAUCAGUUUGGUAGAUCUGAAAGCUCAAGAGCACUAAAACUCAAGUUGAAUUCAAGCUUUGAAUUAGGGAGGGGGAUCAAGAUGUUGUUGAGUGGAAUAGAAGAUUUGUGUUUGGAUGAGUUAAAAGGUGUUAAGAGUAUCAUAUCUGAAUUAGACAGCAAAGGCUUCCAACAACUGAAGCAUCUACAUGUCCAAAAUAAUUCUGAGAUGAAGUACAUCAUCCAUUCAAAGGGGUUGGUUAUUGCUGAUGUUGUCUUUCCUGUCUUGGAGAUAUUUUCUCUCAAAAACAUGAUCAACUUGGAAGAAAUAUGUCAUGGACAAAUUCCCUUGACAUCCUUUGGUAACUUAAGCAUUGUGAAAGUGGAACAUUGUGAGAAACUAAAGUUUAUCUUCUCAUCAUCCAUAGCUAAAAGCCUUUCACAACUUCAAACAUUAGAGAUAAGAGAAUGCAGCAUCAUGGGUGCAAUGGUCGAAAAAGAAGAGGGCAGAAUAGAAGACACAGAUAUGAAGUUGUUCCCUCAAUUGCGUCGCUUACUACUACAUUGUCUUCCAAAGCUCAUGAGCUUCUUAAGUACACAAAAUUCAGACAUAAUUGAUGCUGGAGAAGUCAUUCCUGAAAGCGAACAGGUUGUGUUCCCCAACUUGGAAACGUUGGAACUGUCCUCUAUACACUCUGAAGAGAUACUACUUCAUAACCAACAUCGGGCAAGCUCCUCUUUCAAAUUAACAGUCCCGAGAUUUCAAAAUUUGCGUAACUUGAAGGUGAAAGGCUCUGGCAAUUUAAAAUACCUGUUGUCUUCCUCCACAGCGACAUUUAUGGUUCAACUCAAAGGUCUAAUCAUUGAGGACUGUAAGGUAAUGGAAGAGAUACUACUACUCACAGAAGACUUAGGAGAAGAAGAAAUAAUUCCAAAGGUGUUGUUCUGUCUACUGGAAAACCUGGUUCUAAAAGAUCUUCCAGUACUUAAAAGAUUCUGUAUAGGAACCAAUCUAAGAUUUCCAUCCUUGAAGUAUCUGUGGAUAGAACAAUGCCCUAAAUUGGAGUCAUUCAUAUUCAAACCUGUUAGUUCAGGCAUGACAUUGGGCAAAGAACUUAAGGAAGUGAAUUCAGAGGAGAUCUCUCAUGCUACCAUACAACCUCUCUUUGAUGAAAAGGUCGCAUUCCCCAAUUUGGAGACGUUAAUAAUCUCCCAUAUGCCUAACCUGAAAAUUAUAUGGCAUGACAAAUUUGCCCCUGGCUCUUUUACAAAGCUUCAGUCCAUGAAGGUUCAAUUCUGUGGAAAUCUUAUGAAAAUCUUCCAAGUUAAUAUGCUGUCUAGAUUCCAGAGCUUGGAGUCCCUUGUAGUAGAAGAUUGUGGUUCGGUACAAGAAAUAUUUGAACUACAAGGGCAAGAAGUUACGGAAACACAAGCAAUAACAGUGACUCAGUUGAAAAAAUUAUUUAUGCAUCGUCUACCGAAGUUGAAGCAUGUAUGGAAUAAGAACCCCGAAGGAACGUUCUCCUUUCCAAAUCUAGAAAAAAUAAGUGUUUGGGAAUGUGAGAGUUUGAAAAGUUUGUUUCCAACCUCAGUGACCAGAUGUCUUAAGCAACUGGAAGAUCUUCGAAUAGUUGAAUGUGGGAUUGAGGAAAUUAUUGAACAAGAAGAAGGUGCAAAAGAAGAUGCCAGGUUUGUGUUCCCUAAAUUGACUCUCUUGAUGCUUCGACAGUUGCCAAAACUCAAGUGGUUUUACCGAGGGGUGCAUACUUCAGAAUGGCCGUUAUUGAAAACCUUGGAGGUGUCUGGAUCAAAUGAAAUUCAAAUAUUUGCUUCAAAAGAAUUUAGAAUCGAAGAACCAGAUGAACAGAGUCAACUAGAGACAUCCAUUCAACAACCACUUUUCUUGGUUGAAGAGGUUGCAUUCCCUAGUUUGGAAACAUUGACAAUCAAGCACAUGGAGAACUUGAAAAUCAUAUGGCACGAUCAAUUAGCUGAAGAUUCCUUUUCCAAGCUUCAAUCUCUAUUUGUUGAAUACUGUGAAAAUCUUGUGAACAUCUUUGAAUCUAAUAUGCUGACAAGAUUCCAAAGUUUAGAGAGACUUGAAGUUGCUUAUUGUGGUUCACUACAUGAAGUGUUUCAACUUCAAAGGCACGAUGUUAGAGAAUCACAUGUUGUGACAACCAUUCCGUUAAAAAGAUUGAUAUUGCGUCAUCUACCGAAAAUGAAGCAGGUAUGGAAUAAGGACCCCCAAGGAAAUUUCAGCUUUCAAAAUCUACAAGAAAUAAGUGUUUGGGAAUGUGAGAGUCUGCAAAGUUUGUUCCCAGCAUCUGUGGCUAGAUGUCUCAUGCAAUUGGAGGAUCUUCGGAUAGGCGAUUGUGGAGUGGAGGAAAUUGUUUCACGUGAAGAAAUUGCAGAAGCAGCAGCAAGAUUUGUUUUCCCUAAAGUAACUCUCCUAAUGCUUCGUAAAUUGCCAAAGCUCAAGUGGUUUUGCCGAGGGGUGCAUACUUCAGAAUGGCCAUUGCUAAAAAAAUUGGAGGUGUCUAAAUGUGAUCAAAUUGAGAUAGUUCCUUCAAAAAUUUUGAACUUUCAAGAAACAGUUGAACAGAGCCAACUAGAGACCUCCACUCAACAACCCCUUUUCUUGGUUGAAGAGGUUGCAUUCCCUAGUUUGGAAACAUUGCAUUUGGAUCAGUGUGUGUUGGAAGACAUAGCUAUGAUUGGAAAGCUGAGAAAUUUAGAAAAUCUUAGCCUUCUUCACUCCAAGGUUGAACAGUUGCCGAGAGAAACAGGGCUUUUGACUCGUUUACGGAUUUUGAAUUUGAGCAAUUGUACCAAACUUAAAGUGAUUCCACCAAAUGUCCUAUCAUGUUUGAUACAAUUAGAAGAGCUGUAUUUCGGCAAUAGCUUCAGUCAGUGGGAGGUUGAUGGACUCAACAAUGAAAGAGCUAGCCUUGCAGAGCUAAAGCAUUUGUCACGGUUGACUACUUUAGAAGUGCACAUUCCAGAUGCCAACAUGUUGCCAAAAGAUCUGUUAUUCGAGAAGUUGCAAAGAUACAAAAUAUUCGUAGGAGAUGUGUGGGAUUGGUCUGAUAAACAUGAAAACUCAAGAGCUCUGAAGCUCAAGUUGAAUACAAGCUUUCAUUUGGAGAUGGGGAUUAAAAUGUUGUUGAAUGGUAUUGAAAAUCUGUGUUUGGAUGAGUUAAAGGGUGUUAAGAGCGUCAUCUAUGAAUUAGAUAUGACAGGCUUCCAACAACUGAAGCAUCUCCAUGUCCAAAACAAUGUCGAGAUCAAGUACAUCAUCAACUCAAGAGGGAUGGUUAUCUCUGAUGUUGUCUUUCCUGUCUUGGAGAUACUCUCUCUCAAAAACAUGAUCAACUUGGAAGAAAUAUGUCACGGCCAGAUUCCCUCGGCAUCCUUUCGUAACUUAAGCAUUAUGGAAGUGGAACAUUGUGAGAAACUAAAAUUUAUCUUCUCGUCAACCAUAGCCAAGGGCCUUCCACAACUUCAAGAAUUGGUGAUACAAGAAUGCAGCAUAAUGGGUGCAAUAAUCAAAAAAGAAGAAGGCGAAAUAGAAGACAAAGAUAUGAUCUUGUUCCCUCAAUUGCGUCACUUAGAACUCCAUCAGCUUCCAAAACUCGUUAGCUUUUUAAACACACAAAAGUCAGUCAUAAAUGAUGCUGGAGAAAUCAUUCCCGAAUGCGAGCUGGAUUUUCACAUGCCAAUCCUACAGGAACAGGUUGUGUUCCCCAACUUGGAAACGUUGGAACUGUCCUCUAUACACUCUGAAGAGAUACUACUUCACAACCAACAUCGGCCAAGCUCCUCUUUCAAAUUAACAGACUCGAGAUUUCAAAAUUUGCGUAACUUGACCGUGAAAGGCUCAGGCAAUUUAAAAUACCUAUUGUCUUUCUCCACAGCGACAUUUAUGGUUCAACUCAAAGAUCUUUACAUCGAGGACUGUAAGGUUAUGGAAGAGGUUCUACACACAGACGAAGAAGAAACACUUUCAGAUGCGUUGUUUCCUCGGCUAGAAUGCUUGUUCUUAGAAGAUCUUCCAAUUCUUAAAAGAUUCUGUAUUGACAGUAAUGUGGAAUUUCCAUUAUUGAAGAAUUUUAUAGCAAACAGUUGCCCUAAAUUGAAGACAUUUGCAUUCAGACAUGCCAGUUCAAACAUGGAGGUUCGUAAAGGACUCGUGGAAAUAAAUUCAGAGGACAAUCGUCAUACAACUUCGCAAUCACACAUCAAUGAAAGCGUUGUGUUCGCCAACUUGGAAAGUUUGGAACAGUCCUUGGAAGAGAAACAGCAAAACCAACAUUGGGCAAGGUCCUUUUGCAAAAUAACAAACAUGCAAACAUCCAUAAGGUUUCAAAAUUUGUCGGCUUUGGGCGUGUGGGGCUCUGAUAGUUUCAAAUAUCUACUGUCAUCCGCCAUAGCAAGAUCUAUGGUGCAGGUCAAGAAUCUUCACAUAGUGAAUUGCAAGGCUAUGGAAGAGAUACUAUUCAUAGAAGAUUUAGGAGAUAAAGAAGAAGAAGAAAUAAUUCCUAAGAUGUUCCCUCGACUGGAAUUCCUGAAACUGAAUGGUCUACCAAUUCUGAAAAGAUUCUGCCUCGGAAGUAAUAUUGAAUUUCCCUCCAUGAAACGGCUGUUAAUAGAACAUUGCCCUAGAAUGAAGACAUUCAUAUCCAAACCUUCCAAUUCAGACACAGUGAUGACUGUCUGCAAAGAAAUCAAAGAAAUGAAUACAGAGGAAAUCCCUCGUACUGUUGCUAUACAACCUCUCUUCAGUGAAGAGGUUGCAUUCCCUAGUUUGGAAUAUUUAGAAAUAUCCUACGUGGAUGACUUGAAAAUCAUAUGGGACAACCAAAUCCCCCCAUAUUCCUUUUGCAAGCUUCGGGAAAUGAAAGUUGAAUUUUGUGAAAAUCUUAUGAACAUCUUUCAAUCUGAUAUGCUGACAAGAUUUGGGAGCCUAGAGAAUCUCACCAUAACUGAUUGUGAUUCACUACAAGAAGUAUUUCAACUGCAGGAGCAAGAUGCUAAAGAAACGCAUGAUGUAACUGUCAUUCCGUUGAAAGAAUUGCGUUUGGAUCGCGUACCCAAAUUGAAAUAUGUGUGGAAUAAGGACCCCCAAGGAAUUUUUAAUUUUCCAAAUCUCAACCUUGAUAGUACGGGUUUAAGAAGUUACUGGUCAGACUCAGUGCCUAGUGACUAGAUGUCUCACGUAAUUGGAGACAUCUAGGGGUGGAAUAAAUUUUUUCUUUGUUGUUGGAGUCCUGCUAUAGUAUAUGUAGGUUAUAGUAGCUGCUGUAUUUGUGGUAGACUGGUAUUUGUUGCUGUUGGCUUGCCUUUUUAGGAGUCUUGUUUGUUUGUUGUUUGUACAUUGUUGUUGGGUUUCCAGCUUGUUUUCAAUCAAGUUUCUUGAUUAAUAAAAAA